UUGAACUGGAGGCUGAUUCCUUGCGUAGUUGUGCAGAUUAUGAUGCGCGUCGCUUAACCAGGCUGCGCCUCGAUUACCAUCCGGUUGGCUGUCUGCGCUUGAACCCCCGCAGACAACACAGCCAGCAUGUUUAGCGGAAUACAUUACACAAGGCUGUAUACCCUCACGGACUUCGCAUACUAUCCAGCUCAUACACUCCGACACUACGCCUGUAGCCGACAGUGAGGCCACGAAUUUCUUCUACAACUACUACAACCCGUGGAAGACGAUGCUGUCAUGGCACUCAGCUUGUUUACUGCUGAUCCUCUAAAGCCAGAGAUCCGGCUAGCACAAGCUGUUUCUCAAUUCGAGGCGAACCUUACGAAACCGCAGAAGAUCGCGUUUCGAAUCCAGCGUACGCAAGCUUUACAAUCUCCUCCAAGCACUAUGGACGUUAUGCGAAUCACAGCAGAGAUAGACAUCUCGCAAAAAGCUGGAGGUCGUUGCUUUGGACCCCGAUUCACCACCUUUCUUCAUGGUGUGCAGCAAUUUGCUGCUCUUGGCGAUGUGAUUGUAGGCAGCUCUCAAAACAUUGUUGCGGCUGGAGUAUGGUCAGUUAUACGCACGUCGUUACUGGCAACUACCAACCGAUCAUUAUACCUCGAAAGUCUGUCCCUCCUACUCAUGGAAGCCGGCCACUCGACUCAACAUCACUCGGACUUAGCACUGUUGUAUCCCUGUUCGAGAUCAUUGCAAGACUACAUCACAGAGUACUUCAUUGUAGUAGUUCAGAUAUGUCUUCACUUCCAGCUGUACACGCAGAAAUCUGCUUUGGGAAAAUUCGCAUCAUCUCUCAACGAUGCUUACCUCAAGGAAGCGCGAUCAAGUCUCCUGGCCUGGUCUAGGUCAAUCCAAGCACAAGUUGGAGCCCUUGUUGCACGGAGAGUAGAGACAGAGGCUGAAAGCAACUCGCGCUUCAGGGCCGUUAUCAGUGCGAGUGCCAAAAAUGCUGGACAUCAGCAAAAGCGUGCUGCAAUACAAAAGCUGCUUGAUUGUUGCUCAACUUAUGACUACGAAACGCCAUGGAGACAGAUUCGGAAAGCGGGUAACACAUCUCUAUAUACACAUCUACCUGAGUAUAGCCAGUGGGUCGUGGCACCAGAGUCGAGGACACUCAUCUUGGUCGGCAAACUUGGAUACGGGAAAUCCGUUACACUCGCGAAUAUUGUCGACAACCUCAUCUUGCAAAUCGAUCCUAAGACUAGUGGCUUGGUACACUUCUUUUGUCGGCACGAUCUUCCUGAGAGCCUGAGUGCAAGAACAGCGUUGGGGGCACUGAUACGUCAAAUCAUCAGUCUAUUUUCGCAGUCACUUGAUGGGUCUGACGACAUCGAACACUAUGAGUUCUCUAGGUUCUAUAGUCUGAUGCGCGGCAUUGUUCCACCCAAGUAUGUGAUAUACAUUGUACUUGAUGGUUUGGAUUUAUGCCCCCUCCCAGAAAGAAAGAUUAUUGUGGAACAACUGGAGCACAUGAAAACGCAUCUGAACAUCCGUCUUUGCGUCUCUCGCCGCCUGGAACCUGAAGCGGAGUUACAUCCUAUCUCAGCAGAAUUCUCGCAAGCAAUGGUUGUAGAGCUUCCUGACAACUCUUCCGAUAUCGAGUCUUAUAUCGAGACACAACUAGAAAAGGCUUUGUCGAACCAUAGCCUAACCCUAGGUGAUCCAAUGAUCGUUCUCGAAAUACGAGAUGCUCUCCUGCGUGGUUCGCAGGGUAUGUUUUUGUGGGUCGCCCUCCAAAUACAGUCGAUCUGUAUCAUGCAAACUGAUCACGAAAUUCGACGAGCACUUGCAAACCUACCCAAGGAUCUCUCUGAAAUCUAUAGUCGGAUACUGCAGAACGCACAAAAAUCAGGGCCAUCUCUCCAAUCCGAUAUAUUCAAACUCGUCAUAGUUUCGAGGCGCCCACUCACAGUAAAUGAGAUGAGAGAAGCUCUUAGCGUAAGCCCAGGCGAUAUCAACUGGGAUCCCACUAAACUUCUCAACAACGCCUAUUCAGCACUAGCGAUGUGCGGCUGUCUCAUCACUAUUGAUGAAGAGGAGCAUACCAUACGUACGAUUCACCCAAGUAUCAACCAGUUCUUGCUUCAUGACGGCUUGAAGCCUCUCACGAGUCCAGGAGAGCUCCGUUUUACGUUGGAUGAUGCGAAUUCAUUCAUAUCAUCAAUCAUUGUCACUUACCUGAGUUAUGGUCUCUUCGGGACGGAGCUUGCCAUCCACAUUCCUACACUUAACAUGGGUUCUGCGCCAUCUCAUAUCAUCAACUCUACAACCGGCAAGGUCAGAACUAUUCAGAAUAUUGCUGUGAAACUUUUGAGAUCCAGGAAACAGCUUGACUUUGAUAUAUCCAAGGUUUUCGCACAAGAUCAAAGCGUGCAUCGACCUUUGAGCACCGGCGAUUUCUACUUUCAACACUACGCAAAGAGAUAUGCGCUCAAGCAUUUAGCAGAUUUCCCCGUGUUAUCAUGCAAUACUUCUGCGGCUUUCUUCCGCCUCUUCAAGCAAGGAACGCUCUGUGUCAGAACCAAGGCAGAGGCGAUGGGUCUGCUAUGGCUCUGGCUACAACCGCCUGGAACGAUAGAUGUCCGUGACCUUUUUGUACACAUAUCGGAAGAAGCUGCAUCAUCCCUUUCACUCGAAUGGCAGCAAUGCCCAGGCCAGCUGUUCAGUCGAGCUAUCAGAACUGGCCGGUUACAUGCAAUCAGAUACUUACUGGAACUCUAUCCCCCAGUACUGAAGCCAUUUCACAAUGACGAAACUGGCCCCAUCAUGCCGGCACUCAGAGACGUAUCGGUACUCGAAAGUAUGUCUUUGGUUGAUGGCUCUUUGAGAUAUCCACUCCGCCCUUAUGACGAGCGUCGACGCUUGUUUCUCGGUCGGGCACCGUUACGUCUCGCCAUCGAGAGUUCCCAGACUGGAUCUUUAGAAAUGCUCGCUAGCUCUGAAUUGAUCGACCGUAACGAUGAAGAGAGACAUAUGCGCUCAUUAUUAUCUGUUGCUAUAGAGAAGAGGAAUGUCAAUGCGGUAAAGAUACUUUUGUCUUCGAAGCGGGUCUGCCCAACGGAAGAAGAAAAGUACAACGCAAGGGAAAGACUAUAUCGAGAGAUAAGGGCAAAACGUGGAUGGUCCUGCAAGUGGGAUGACAUCCCAGUCGACUCUGCUAUGGAGAUUUAUAAUUUGCUUUGAUCUAAACUAGUAGUCUUAUACUG
Messenger RNA from Alternaria alternata, 3245 nucleotides. RefSeq lists its product as hypothetical. The record is from RefSeq and is a predicted model, not a curated record. The transcript has 3 exons. Lineage: Eukaryota; Fungi; Ascomycota; Dothideomycetes; Pleosporales; Pleosporaceae. The coding region runs from base 277 to 3222 and encodes 981 amino acids.